Messenger RNA from Amphibalanus amphitrite, 776 nucleotides. Its product is annotated as cuticle protein AMP1A-like. NCBI's taxonomy places the organism in Eukaryota, Metazoa, Arthropoda, Thecostraca, Balanomorpha, Balanidae. Gene Ontology annotation, cellular component: chitin-based extracellular matrix. Gene Ontology annotation, molecular function: structural constituent of chitin-based larval cuticle. The record is from RefSeq and is a predicted model, not a curated record. Bases 10 to 555 code for a protein of 181 amino acids. The transcript has 2 exons.
UCGGGCCCAAUGGGUGGGAGACGGAGGUAUAUAGCGGAGGAGUCGGCGAUCGGCCGACACUGGCCUGCGCGCUCCGACCUGGCUCGUGCAGCUACGUACGACACGGACCCGACUCUGGCAACGAUGACAAAACUCGUACUGGUCUGCUGUUUGGUUGCGCUGGUGGCUGCGCGGCCACAGGAUUUUGUAGACGACUCCGUCAUCUACCAGGAGCCACGGCCCCAGUAUAGGACCUUGGAAGACGCCGGCAUUCUGCGCAUGGAAUCGUCAAUGAACGAGGACGGCUCGUUCCAGUACGGCUUCGAGACCACCGACCCCAUCCAGCAGGACGUGGCCGGACAGCCCAAACAAAUCGGGGAGGAGAUCGGCAUCGUCAUGCAGGGAUCCUAUAGCUUCCAGACUCCUGAGGGUCAGACCAUCACCGUCAACUGGGUGGCCGACGAGAACGGCUUCCAGCCGCAGGGCGAUGCCAUUCCGGUGGACGCCAACGCCGCCGCGCAGGCCGCCGCCUUCGCCAACGCGCCGCAGCAGGUCACCUUCGACGAGCAGUUCUAAUGGACUCGGCUGCACGGAGCCAUAACACACAGUCUGCAAACGGGUGACCUGACCUGGACUGACCUGAACUGACCUGACCUGACCAUUGUUCGGCGACCUGCACCGGUUGCCACCUGCUGGGUGCUGGAUGCUGGACGAUGAUAUGCUCUCACAUUUGCCGUUAUCUCGGUUAGCUAUGUGCAAGUGUACAUAAUGUUUUCUGCAAUACAAAGCAUCGCCAA